Pomacea canaliculata is the source of this 2672-nucleotide messenger RNA. RefSeq names its product thiosulfate sulfurtransferase-like. Gene Ontology annotation, cellular component: mitochondrion. The record is from RefSeq and is a predicted model, not a curated record. Gene Ontology annotation, molecular function: thiosulfate-cyanide sulfurtransferase activity. Bases 426 to 1295 code for a protein of 289 amino acids. The transcript has 8 exons. Gene Ontology annotation, biological process: transsulfuration. Lineage: Eukaryota; Metazoa; Mollusca; Gastropoda; Architaenioglossa; Ampullariidae.
UAGCCAGCGAAAUGUGCAGGUCUCUCUCUCUCUGUAACACACAACACACACACACCGACACAGAUACACAUGUGCGUGGGUACACACACACACGCAAUGGGGAAGGAAGAGAAUGUGAUUUGUUUCCACGAGGAUCGUGUGGGGGAUUGUAUGGCGGUGUAAUUUUGUAAGUGUAGCAACUGUUUUCGCCGUUUUGAUCAACCGUUUGUAUGCCACGAAGGAGAGCGACUCACCGAGUGUGCUAAGAGACGAUCGAGAAGCCAAUUGUCGCACAAUGACAGGAACCGUGCUGUGACCUCAAGUGACCCACACGCAUGCGCACAGCCCCUGUUGUGGCACGUUGUGAACUUGUAUACAGAGGUCAGGCAAUGUUCACCUCACACGGUGCUUAUUAGAAACAAGUACACCAAAAAGCUUCAGCAGAAAUGACCAUAGCACGUCUGGGGACACUGGUGACCACUCACUGGCUACGUGACCAACUACUGGCACUGACAGCAGGUUCCAAGAAACGACCUCUUCGAGUGCUGGAUGCCUCUGCCUCACCUGAUCCUCAGGUGGAUGGAUACAAAGAGUUCUACAUGGAAUCCCACAUUCCUGAGGCAGUUUACUUCAGUCUUCAUGGCUUGUGUCCAGCCUCUCCAACAUCACUCCACAAGUAUCCCAUACCAGAUUCCAACCGAUUCCAGGAUUACGUGGAAGGUCUUGGGAUUUGUAACAACACACAUGUUGUGACCUAUGAUAGGUCCAACACAGCCUUUGCUCUCAAAACAUGGUGGCUUUUUCGGUUGUUUGGCCAUGAAAAGGUGUCAGUACUAGAUGGAGGGUUUAGAAAAUGGCUACUUGAUGGCUAUGAUGUGACUGUAGAAGUACCUAAAGUUGAGAGAAAAUCAUUCCAGUCCACAUACAUCUCUGGCCUAGUGCGGCACUUCGAGGAUAUGCAGAAAAACCUGACCAGCAAAGCUGAACAAGUUGUGGACUCAAGGACACCACAGGUUUUCUUUACUUCUGAUGACCUUCAACCAGGGGGCCACAUUCCUGGGGCAUGCAACAUUCCAUAUUCUACGCUCUUUGAGGAUAAAGGAACUUUCAAACCUCCACAAGAACUGAAGAAGUUGUUUGAUGCUGAAAAUAUUGACCUGGGAAAACCACUGGUGGCAACCUGUCAGACAGCUAUGACUGCUUGUGGCAUAGCUGCUGCAGCUCAUCUGCUGGGUAAAGAGAUGGUGCCUGUCUACAAUGGUGCCUUCCGAGAAUGGAGCCAGCGUGCAGAACCCCAUCAGAUAGUGACAGACUAAUGGUAGUCUCAUCUCAGUCCAAGCACUUACUCUCUAGGAGGCGGCAUUUGCUGCUGGAGACAGGAAGUGAUGUGUGUGAAUGGAUGCAUGCACAUGUACUUGUUUUGUGUAAGUCAUAAUCCUGUAGUUUCUAAGCCCUGAGAAUACUAAAUGUGUGGCUGUAACAUUUUGCUAUCUUUUGUACAUCUAUCACAGAUACUGGUGUAGACAUAGACGCCUGGACAUUUGCAUGUUCUUUUCUUCACAAAACAACUCUGUCUCUUUAGUAGGUCUGUAUACAUUUAAUGAUAUUAACUAAAUUUAACUGCCUCUUAGCGUCAGAGGUACACAAAAUGGUGCAGCCUCUGGGGAAGAGCGACCACAACAUACUCCAGGACAAAAUCAAACACGUCCAACUAACUCACAAAACCACAAAAAAACCCUCUUCAAGUACUCCAGGGCAUCUGCAAGAGCCAGAUACAGUCCAUCUCCCAGCCCUCGAUUCCAUGGCCCAUCUCCUGGCCCCGUAGACUGGGCCUAUUGACAGUUUAAAAAAAAAUUGUAUUAGUAAUUAUAUCUUUAAAAGAAUGCGUGGAAAAUUCAAAAUACUAAAAAAUCCCAAAUACUCAUAAAAAUGAACUUCGCAUGAAAUGUGUACCUGACUGUAGACAUCAAUAGCCCUGCUCUGCAUGUACAUUUGUACAUCUACAUAAGUUGUAAGUACUGCUCACUCUACUGGAAAUGUACAUCACUGCAGGCUGUCAGUUCUUAUUUUGAGAAUCUACCAUUUAUUGACAGUUUUUACUAUUUUCCAUACCACUCUCUAGUGGAGUCCUGUCUCACCCAAUACCUGCAAUAACUAAAAUAUAUACAUGAAACAGAUUUCUUGAUAUAUUGUAAGCCCUCUCACAACAGUAUUUCCCAGUGAUAGGCAUAGUAAUAUACCGACAAUAACAUGCAGCCUCUACUAAAUAACCAGUAACAUGCAGCCCACAACUGGGGCCCCUGCUACAGCUAAUGGGUACAGGGGAAAAUACAGUAUAUUGAUCUGAUGGAUUAUUUUAUCAUUUAUAAUUAUAAAUGUAUUCUGAUGGAUUAGGUUAUCAUUUAUAAUUAUAAAAUGUAUUAAUCUGAUGGAUUAAGAUAUAAUCUUGUUUAUCUCAGAGUGCAAUUUGGGGAUUAGGUUUUCAUUUUACUUUUAAACUGCUUGUUGCAAAUUUUAUCGUAGCAGAGCCCUACACUUAUAUUAAUAAGGGCUAAUCUGGAGUUGAUAGCUUAGUAACAAGAUUUGUAAAUUGAUGCAAAUUAGAUUUUUGUGUGCUCAUGGCUUACAUGGUUAUCACUGUUGGAAGAAUUUGUGGAAAUGUUUAAUGGCUGGAAUAAAAGUAUUGCCAGGUU